AUGACGACUCGCAAAAGAAACGAAUUCCUGGAUAUCGUCUCCGACGAUGAUGAGGGCAGUGACCGCGGGUACGACUCCGAGGCCGCAGAGGAGAGCAAAGGUCGAUUCGCGAAGCGACGCAAGACACACACGCGUGCAGACGAUCUCAGCGAUGAGGAAUCAGACAUCGGCAGCUCAGAGUCAGAAGAUGACUCGAAGACCAAGCUCAAGGGCAAGCCCAAGUCCAAGUCCCAAACAACGAAACACAGCAAUGACAGCGACGACGAAGACGAAGACGAAGACGCAGACGCAGACGACGAUGGGGAGAAAAUGCCAGUAGAUCAGUACCUGGACACAACGGUCACACAGUCACCCUCGCAAUCACCAUCCACAUCCAGCGCCACCGCCAAAUCAACAAAACUGAAAAAGAAACCCCUCGAUAAAACCCGGCCGCCCAAGAAGAACAAAACAGGCGUCAUCUACCUCUCCUCUCUGCCCCCAUACCUUAAACCCUUCGCUCUGAAAUCCAUGCUCGAAACCCGCGGCUUCGCACCCAUCACCAAGGUCUUCUUGACUCCCGAGGUCCCAUCGACCUCCGCCCCUCGCCGACGAUCCAACAAGCGGAAAUCCUACGCUGACGGCUGGGUGGAAUUCGCCUCGAAGAAGACGGCGAAGAUCUGCGCGGAGACGCUGAAUGCGACCAUCGUCGGUGGGAAGAAGGGCGGGUGGUACCACGACGAUGUGUGGAACAUGAAGUAUCUGAAGGGCUUCAAGUGGGCGGAUCUAAUGGAGCAGGUACAGCGGGAGAGGUCGGAGAGGGAGGCGAAGAGGCGGAUUGAGGAUACAAGGGCCCGGAAGGAAGAUAAGGUGUUUUUGCAGGGUGUGGAGCAGGGCAAGGUUCUGCAGGGGAUCCAGAAGAAGAAUGAGGAGAAGAGAAAGAAGAAAGCCGAGAUUGAGGGUGAGGCGGCCGCUGAUGCGGCUGCGUCGGACCUCAAGAUCCGCAGGUUGUUCAAACAGAACGAGGUCAAGAUGGGACGGGAUAAGAUCAAGGAUAACUCUACGUUGGAAGAUGAUGCGAAGCGCGUGCUGAGUAAAAUCUUCUAA
Messenger RNA from Aspergillus thermomutatus, 1083 nucleotides. RefSeq names its product RNA-binding ATPase activator ESF2 (gene ESF2). The record is from RefSeq and is a predicted model, not a curated record. Gene Ontology annotation, molecular function: RNA binding. Gene Ontology annotation, biological process: endonucleolytic cleavage in ITS1 to separate SSU-rRNA from 5.8S rRNA and LSU-rRNA from tricistronic rRNA transcript (SSU-rRNA, 5.8S rRNA, LSU-rRNA); endonucleolytic cleavage to generate mature 5'-end of SSU-rRNA from (SSU-rRNA, 5.8S rRNA, LSU-rRNA); small-subunit processome assembly. The transcript has a single exon. Gene Ontology annotation, cellular component: nucleolus. Lineage: Eukaryota; Fungi; Ascomycota; Eurotiomycetes; Eurotiales; Aspergillaceae. Bases 1 to 1083 code for a protein of 360 amino acids.